AUGUCGCGAAAACGGAAGGCCCUUUCGUUUAAGGAGAAAAUUGAAAUACUCAAGAAGGUCGACGACAACCCGAAGAAGAAACGUGUCGAGUUGGCGAAGGAGCUAGGCAUAGCACCGUCGACGCUGUGCACCAUUGUUGGGCAGCGAGACGUUGUGAUGAAGAAUGCCCAGCACUUCGGCGUGAACGUCAAACAGGCGAAGACGGCUACACACGUGAAGCUGGAAGAGGUCCUGCUGACAUGGUUUGGCGAAGUUACAGCGGCCGGCGUCAACGUGGACGGCAAGGUGCUACGCGAGAAGGCGGACAACAUUGCGCUUUCCCUGGGAAUCGAAAAUUUCCAAGCUUCCGGAGGAUGGCUGCAUCGUUUUAAAGAGAGGCAUGGACUUGUCUACAGAGUCGUUUGCGGUGAAGGAAAGAAAGUGGACCAGUCAGCCGUCAGCGACUGGCUGAACACGCUGCCGGCACUGAUUUCAGACUAUGCACCGCGCGACAUAUUUAAUGCUGCCGAGGCGGGCCUCUUUUUCAAUUUACAACCAGAGAGGAGCUUGUGUGUGAAGGGCCAGGCUUGCCAGGGCGGCCAAAAAAGUAAGGAGAGGAUCACCGUGCUUUUUUGCGUGAAUGCCGACGGCUCGGAGAAAAUUCAGCUUACCGUCAUAGUGGUAGAGCAAGUUGGCUUGAGUGCGUCCCUGUACAGCCGCUCCAUCCAGGAUGAUCACAUCUGCCUUCUAAUCAAGCAUAUGAAUCCCAGCCGGGUGCUUGUGGAUGGCAAGAGCACGAACUCGCAGCUUCUGUCAAGUCUGCUGGAUGAAGUUCGUUCUCUGCUGUGUGCCAGCAGCAUGACCUCCACUUAG
Molecule: messenger RNA, 852 nt
Organism: Dermacentor andersoni
Lineage: Eukaryota; Metazoa; Arthropoda; Arachnida; Ixodida; Ixodidae
Source: RefSeq, a predicted model, not a curated record